Molecule: messenger RNA, 356 nt
Organism: Racocetra persica
Lineage: Eukaryota; Fungi; Glomeromycota; Glomeromycetes; Diversisporales; Gigasporaceae
Source: the annotation of a GenBank genome assembly
UUCAAGUGGGAGGAUAUCGUAAAAAAGCGGGUGUCCCAUAUCCUAACUUGUACGCAAGCAAAGAAGAGGCGGAAAAGGAUCGAAGCAAAUUAAUUUUCAAUUGCUACCAAAGGGCUCAUCAAAGCACUCUUGAACUUUACCCUCAAUUCCUUUUAACUCUUAUGGUUGGUGGUCUAAAACAUCCUGUCCUAUCUGCUGUGGGUGGUGGCAUUUGGAUAUUGGGUCGAUUGGUUUUCGCCCGGGGCUAUCAAACCGGUGAUCCUGCGAAAAGAACUCGAGGAGCCUUUAGUUACAUUGGUGUUCUCACAUUAUUGGGUACUAGCAUUUCUACUGCCAUUAGUUUGUUAGCACAAUAA